Molecule: messenger RNA, 978 nt
Organism: Colletotrichum abscissum
Lineage: Eukaryota; Fungi; Ascomycota; Sordariomycetes; Glomerellales; Glomerellaceae
Exons: 2
Coding region: 1-978 (325 amino acids)
Biological process (GO): glycine import into mitochondrion
Cellular component (GO): mitochondrion; mitochondrial inner membrane
Molecular function (GO): glycine transmembrane transporter activity
Source: RefSeq, a predicted model, not a curated record
AUGUCUCAACAGGCGACUCCGGGCCGCACAAAAUCAUCUCGACAUUUCGUUGCUGGACUAGGUUCCGGCAUUGCAUCGGCAGUGCUGCUGCAACCGCUUGACCUACUCAAGACUCGUGUUCAACAAUCUGGCCACCGGUCACUGACGUCGUAUCUCAGGGAGGUUGCCGCUGCUCCCAACAAGAUCCAGACGCUUUGGCGCGGCACAAUCCCGUCAGCCCUCAGGACCGGCUUCGGUUCGGCCCUCUACUUCACAUCCCUCAACUCCAUCCGCCAGCAUGUGGCCCAGUCGCGCUUAUUGAGCCAAGCCGCCGGCAACAGGGCAGCACACUCGUCCUCACUACCGACGCUAACCCCAUCGGCCAAUCUGGUCGCCGGCGCCGUCGCCAGGACGUUUGCCGGUUUUGUCCUCAUGCCGUUGACCGUCAUCAAGGUUCGAUAUGAAUCCAAUUUGUAUUCCUACAAAUCCCUACUCGGCGCGUCUUCGGACAUAUACAGGACGAAUGGUCCGCGAGGAUUCUUUGCUGGCUUCGGUGCUACCGCCGUCCGUGAUGCACCUUACGCGGGCAUGUAUGUAUUGUUCUACGAGCUGCUCAAGAAGCAGCUUAGCAGUCUGUCUACUCGAAAAGACAGUCCCAAUCCGAAUCGCCCCGUCGCCAUUACAACAUCACAUGCAACGCUAGUCAAUUUCAGCUCUGCCGUCAUGGCGGGUGGAGCGUGCUCCGUCAUCUCGAAUCCUUUCGAUGCUAUCAAAACGAGGAUUCAACUGCAGCCAGCUGUUUACAGAAACAUGUACCAGGCUUGCCAGAAGAUGAUUUCGGAAGAAGGUGUUCGGUCACUUAUGGAUGGUGUUGCGCUCCGCAUGAGCAGAAAAGCAAUGAGUUCAGCUUUGGCCUGGACUGUGUAUGAAGAACUGAUGAGAAGAGCUGAACGCACUUGGUCCUCAAACUUGACGACGACAACGACAGCGGAGCCAUAG